ACUAUUUUAAAUGAUUUUUCAUGAACUGACAUUUGACAUCUAAAUUUCCGGUUUAAGGCCCUCCCAUUCCGAAUGUCGAAUCUUAGCGAACAGCGUUUUUGUAGGUUUAUGUCGAUUUGAUAGUUUGUACAAAGUACCUAAGUUUCUGUUAACUACUUCAAUUUGUUUAUCGGAUAAAUAAACUGAGACUUAGUAACAAAAAAAUAUAACGACAUGAAAAUGGAGUGGACACCUCAGGAAGAUGGUCUUCGGGAAAUUCUAACGUUACUUAGAGAAUCUCAGUCGCCGGACACGGCAACCCAAAGGGCCGUACAGCAAAAAUUGGAGGAAUUAAAUAAAUAUCCUGAUUUUAACAAUUAUUUAAUGUUUGUACUCACGAAAUUAACAACUGAGGAUGAACCUACGAGAUCUCUAAGUGGAUUGAUUUUAAAAAACAACGUCAAAACUCACUACGGUAAUUUAUUGCCAAGCGUUACUAGCUUCAUAAAGACUGAAUGUUUGAAAGCUGUUGGUGAUCCUUCUCCAUUGAUUCGUGCUACUGUUGGUAUACUAAUAACCACUGUUGCAAGCAAAGGGGAUCUCUCAACAUGGCCGGAGUUGCUACCUGCUUUAUGUGGUAUGCUGGACUCGACAGAUUAUAAUAUAUGUGAAGGAGCAUUUGGAGCUUUGCAAAAAAUUUGUGAAGAUUCAGCAGAGGCUCUCGAUGCUGAUACAACUAAUAGACCUUUGGAUAUUUUAAUUCCAAAGUUUCUACAAUUUUUUAAUCAUUCUAGUUCAAAAAUUAGGUCGUAUGCUAUAGGUUGUGUCAACCAGUUCAUCAUACAAAGGUCUCAAGCACUUAUGUACCACAUCGACUCAUUUUUGCAGAAUCUGUUCCUAGUAGCAACCGAUGACGAUGCAGAAGUGAGGAAAAAUGUAUGCAAAGCCCUAGUUAUGCUUUUAGAAGUUAGAAUGGAUAGGCUUAUACCUCAUAUAGACAAUAUUAUAGAAUAUAUGUUAGUUCGGACGCAAGACGCAGAUGAGUCUGUUGCGUUGGAAGCCUGCGAAUUUUGGCUGUCUUUAGCCGAGCAACCAAUAUGUAGGAGCGUUUUGAGGAAUCAUCUCAAUAGACUAGUGCCUGUGCUUGUGAGGGGUAUGAAAUAUUCUGAAAUUGAUAUUAUUUUGCUCAAAGGUGAUGUAGAAGAAGAUGACAAUGUUCCUGACAAAGAGGAAGAUAUUAGACCGCGGUUUCACAAAUCAAAAACACAUACGAUUAAAACCGCAAUAGGGAAUAGUAAUUCAACUGAAAAUGGCACUGACAAAGAUGACGAUGAUGACUACGAUGACGGUGAUGAUGACGGCUCGUUGUCGGAUUGGAAUCUGAGAAAGUGCAGUGCUGCAGCUCUCGAUGUUCUUGCCAAUGUAUUCAGAGAUGAUUUGUUGCCUAUACUGAUUCCAAUACUUAAAGAAACAUUGUUUCAUCAAGAUUGGGACAUUAAAGAAUCUGGAAUAUUAGCGUUAGGUGCUAUUGCGGAAGGUUGCAUGUCAGGAAUGAUUAAUCAUUUGCCGGAGUUAAUACCGUAUUUAAUCAAUUGUUUAAAUGACAAAAAAGCUCUCGUUAGAGCUAUAACUUGCUGGACUUUGAGUAGAUACUCUCACUGGGUCGUAGCUCAGCCUCACGACUCCUAUUUAAAACCUCUAAUGACCGAAUUACUCAAAAGAAUUUUAGAUGGGAAUAAGAGAGUUCAAGAGGCUGCAUGUUCAGCUUUUGCUACAUUAGAAGAAGAAGCUUGUACAGAAUUAGUGCCAUAUUUAGGAUUCAUACUGGAAACGUUAGUGUUUGCUUUCUCCAAAUAUCAGCAUAAAAAUUUGCUUAUUCUGUACGACGCGAUAGGUACUUUAGCCGAUUCUGUUGGUAGCCAUUUAAACAAACCAGAUUUUAUUAAUCUCCUCAUGCCUCCUCUAAUCCACAAGUGGAAUAUUCUUAAAGAUGAGGACAAAGACUUGUUUCCAUUAUUAGAGUGUUUAUCCAGCGUGGCUACAGCACUACAAUCCGGAUUUUUGCCUUAUUGCGAGCCCGUCUAUUGCAGAUGUGUAUCACUAGUACAUCAUACUUUGUGUCUACAUAUGGCUAAUAUCCAGAAUCCAGAUCAAUUUGAGGCCCCCGACAAAGAUUUCAUGAUCGUAGCCUUAGACUUAUUAUCUGGGUUAGCGGAAGGACUGAAUGGACACAUUGAAAAAUUGGUUGAAAACAGUAAUAUCAUGCAGUUGCUGCAUCUUUGUAUGCAAGACACUAUGCCCGAAGUUAGACAAUCAUCAUUUGCAUUGUUAGGAGAUCUCACAAAGGCUUGCUUCCAGCACGUGCAACCCCAUAUAUCCAAUUUUCUACCUAUUCUGGGACAAAAUUUAAAUCCAGAAUAUAUAUCUGUGUGUAACAAUGCCACCUGGGCCAUUGGGGAAAUUAGUAUAAAACUUGGAGCCGAUACUAGACCAUAUAUUUCGUUAGUUUUAAAUCAACUAAUUGAUAUAAUUAAUCGGCCAAAUACUCCGAAAACACUAUUGGAGAACACAGCCAUAACAAUUGGUCGCCUAGGUUAUGUCUGCCCCCACGAUGUCGCGCCCAUGUUACAUCAGUUUGUACGACAGUGGUGUAUAUCACUGCGAAAUAUUAGAGACAAUGAAGAAAAGGACAGUGCUUUCCGAGGGAUGUGUCAAAUGAUUCAAGUUAAUCCGGCGGGUGUUGUUUCUGACUUCAUCUUUUUCUGUGAUGCAGUUGCAUCAUGGAUCACACCGAAAGACGACUUAAAAGAAGUUUUCAUUAAGAUUCUGCACAGUUUUAAAACUCAAGUAGGCGAAGAGAACUGGAAGAGGUUUAGUGAUCAGUUUCCUCCACAACUUAAAGAAAGGCUGUCACAGCUGUAUGGAAUAUGAGUUCCAACAGAGGAAUUUGGGGUAACUAGACAAUUUCUAGAUCCGGGGUGGGAAAACCUGGCUACUACAGUUUUUCGAGGGAACACAACUGACAUUCGGCACCAAAGUGAGGGUGGGCUCUGUAGAAAAUCAAUAAUAACCAUGAUACUAUGAGUAAAAACCUAUACUUGAGAUUUUAUUAUUGAGAUAAUAAAGUGUCAAUUUAUUUUAUGUAUAUUUUUUAAAGAUUUUAUUAUCUGCAUUAAUAAUUUUAUACGUUUUUUUGUGUAUUAUAAACAGGUGAGUAUAGGUUUAACUUGCAAAAUAUUAAAUUAAUUGGGAUUUAUUAGUUAAUGUGUGUAUAAUAUUUAAUAAUGUUAAUUGAUUUUAUUGUUCUGCACUUUGUUAUUUUCAUACAAAGUUUAAAAAUGUGGCCUUUUACCAAGUGUAAUGUAAAUAUUCACAACUACAUUUAUUUCUUAAAAAACAAGUAAAAAUAAAAAAAUAUGUAUUAAUUUAUGUGUAUAAACCAUUAUUUGUAAAAAAAUAUCACACUAGUACUGAUUUCUAUUGUGACUGGUAAGAUGACAUAUUCCUUUUGAGGAGUUGUAGUGGAGCUAAUUUGUAAUCUAAUGAACCAUAAUAUGUGUUAUUAGGCUAUUCAUUACAGGAUUUUAAAAGGAACUAUGAUGUUCAAGAUAUAUUUUAUUACAUGAAUCGUUCAAAUGGGUCAUUUUAGAUGAAAAAACCGCGGAGUGCUAUUAAAUUAGAGGGUGGAAUUGGAGAUAGGGCUGAAAAUGCAUCCCUUUCAGUUUUUUAAUUGUAGCUCGAAAACAAAGAUUUUUUUUACUUUUUUUGCCUCUAGUUUUUUUU
Messenger RNA from Anoplophora glabripennis (Asian longhorned beetle), 3762 nucleotides. Its product is annotated as transportin-1. Gene Ontology annotation, biological process: protein import into nucleus. Lineage: Eukaryota; Metazoa; Arthropoda; Insecta; Coleoptera; Cerambycidae. Bases 214 to 2910 code for a protein of 898 amino acids. Gene Ontology annotation, molecular function: nuclear import signal receptor activity; small GTPase binding. The record is from RefSeq and is a predicted model, not a curated record. The transcript has 11 exons. Gene Ontology annotation, cellular component: cytoplasm; nucleus.